AUGGGUACUUUCAAGUUCCACCAGUACCAGGUUGUUGGGAGGAAGCUCCCUACGGCAUCUGAUGAGCACCCCAAGAUUUACCGAAUGAAGCUCUGGGCCACCAAUGAGGUUCGCGCCAAGUCCAAGUUCUGGUAUUUCCUGAGGAAGCUGAAGAAGGUCAAGAAGAGCAAUGGCCAAGUGCUUGCCAUUAAUGAGAUAUUUGAGAAGAACCCAACUACUAUCAAGAACUAUGGUAUUUGGUUGCGGUAUCAAAGCAGGACAGGUUAUCACAACAUGUACAAGGAGUACCGUGACACAACCCUCAACGGAGCUGUGGAGCAGAUGUACAUUGAGAUGGCUUCUCGCCACAGGGUUAGGUUUCCUUGUAUCCAGAUCAUCAAGACUGCUACCAUCCCAGCUAAACUUUGCAAGAGGGAAAGCACCAAGCAAUUUCAUAACUCCAAGAUCAAGUUCCCAUUGGUGUUCAGGAAAGUGAGGCCACCUUCCAGGAAGUUGAAGACUACAUACAAGGCAUCGAGGCCCAACUUGUUUGUGUAA
Molecule: messenger RNA, 537 nt
Organism: Prunus armeniaca (apricot)
Lineage: Eukaryota; Viridiplantae; Streptophyta; Magnoliopsida; Rosales; Rosaceae
Source: the annotation of a GenBank genome assembly